This is a messenger RNA of Orcinus orca (killer whale), 1266 nucleotides long. RefSeq names its product serine/threonine kinase 19 (gene WHR1). NCBI's taxonomy places the organism in Eukaryota, Metazoa, Chordata, Mammalia, Artiodactyla, Delphinidae. Bases 108 to 872 code for a protein of 254 amino acids. The record is from RefSeq and is a predicted model, not a curated record. Gene Ontology annotation, biological process: protein phosphorylation; positive regulation of Ras protein signal transduction. The transcript is spliced from 7 exons. Gene Ontology annotation, molecular function: protein serine/threonine kinase activity.
ACGCCCAGGGAGCCCGUGCGUCACUGCUCUGCGCCGGAUGACUAUUUUCGUGUUCUCUUCCUUCAGUAUCUGUCUACCUCUUCCCCGCAUCCACAGGAUCCCGGGAUAUGAACCGGAAGAGGCAUCGCCUGGUCCCGGAGGCCUUCGGACAGAAGAGGCGGCGGGAAGGAGGGGAUGUAGAGGCAGAUCCUUUGCGGGGAGAGUCAGGGUCUGCGCGCGCGGCAGUUGCGGAGCUACUGCGGCUGUUCCCGCGAGUCCUGUUUGAGGAUGCGCUACCGCCCAUCGCGCUGAGGAGCCAGGUGUACAGCCUAGUGCCCGACCGGACGGUGGCUGACCGGCAGCUGAAGGCGCUUCAAGAGCAGGGGGAGAUCAGAAUCAUCCAACUAGGCUUCGACUUGGACGCCCAAGGAAUCAUCUUCACUGAGGACUAUAGGACCAGAGUCCUCAAGGCUUGUGAUGGCCGCCCAUACGCUGGUGCAGUGCAGAAGUUUCUGGCUUCAGUACUUCCAGCCUGUAGUGACCUUAGCUUCCAGCAGGACCAAAUGAUUCAGACCUUUGGCUUCAGGGACCCAGAAAUCACGCAGCUGGUGAAUGCCGGGGUCCUCACUGUCCGAGAUGCUGGAAGUUGGUGGCUAGCCGUGCCUGGAGCUGGGAGAUUCAUCAAAUAUUUUGUUAAAGGGCGCCAGGCUGUACUCGGCAUGGUCCGAAAGGCCAAGUACCGGGAGCUGCUCCUUUCAGAGCUCCUGGGCCGGCGGGCACCUGCCGCGGCACGACUCGGCCUGGCUUACCAUGUGCAUGACCUCAUUGGGGCCCAGCUGGUGGACUGUGUCUCCACCACUUCUGGAACCCUCCUCCGCCUGCCAGAGACAUGAGGAUUCUGCUCGUCGUUGCACAGCUCCCCGGAGUGGGGAGCAAGGGGCCCAGGAGUGCUGGCUGCCCUGGCUGAGACAGGGUCACCUUGGGAAGGCUUGGGAGCCAGGAUGAGUGUUGGGCUCGCGUCUCUGCAGAGGGUCAGAUGUGACUGCUGCUGUUUACCUGGGCUCUGACCCAGUGGGGGGUUUGGGCAAUGCUUCUCUGCCCUUUCAUGCAAGUGGAGCCAGAAACGGCGCCAAGGCCAUGGCUGCUGCCUUUCAUGCAGCAAGGUGCUGCCACUGUUCUGUCUUGGGAUAGGAAGGAGGGGUUUCUGGUGAGGCUGCCAAUGGAGGACAGGGUUCUUUUCCCUACAUGUUGGGUUGAAAUUGCCAAAUAAAGUACUUCUCCCUGUGA